AUGGCAGAAGCCAGUAUCUCAUGGGCUGAAGAUCAGUUCAGCUGUCCAGUGUGUCUGGAUCUACUGAAGGAUCCAGUGACGAUUGCCUGUGGACACAAUUGCUGUAUGAGCUGCAUGACAAACUGCUGGAAUCAGGAAGAUCAGAAGGGAAUCUACAGAUGUCCUCAGUGCAAACAGACCUUCAAACCAAGACCUGUUUUAGGUAAGAAUGUGGUGCUUGCUAAAAUGGUGGAGAAACUGAAGAAGACGAGAAUCCAAGCUGCUGCUCCUGCAGUUCAUCGCAGUGGAUCUAGAGAUGUUCAGUGUGACUCCUGCACUGGAAUUAAACAGAAAGCAGUGAAAUCGUGCCUGGAGUGUCGAAGCUCUUACUGUCAAAAUCAUCUUGAACAGCAUGAGAAUCUCUUCAGAGGUAGAAAACACGAUCUGAUGGACGCCACUGGACGAUUGCAGGAGAUGAUCUGCCCUCGUCAUGAUAAAAUGUUGGAAAUUUACUGUCAUACUGACCAGCAGUGUAUUUGUACGUUGUGUUCGGUGGAAGAACACAAAAACCAUGACACUGUAUCAACUGCAGCAGCGAGGACAGAGAAACAGAGACAUGUGGUGGAAAAACAGAGAAACUUCCAGAAAAUAAUCCAGCAGAAAGAGAAAGAUCUUCAGGAGCUGAGAGAGGCUGUGGAGUCUCAUAAGCACUCUGCACAGACAGUAGUGGAGGACAGUGAGAGGAUCUUCACUGAACUCAUCCGCUCCAUUGAGAAACGUCGAUCUGAGGUGAUGCAGCUGAUCAGAGGUCAGGAAAGAGCUGCAGUGAGUCGAGCUGAAGAACAACUGGCACGAUUGGAACUGGAGGUCAAUGAGUUGAAGAGGACAGAAGCUGACCUGAAGCAGCUUUCAGAGACAGAUGAUUAUAUUCAUUUCCUUCAGAGUUUGCGGUCUAUCCGUGGUUUAACAGGUUUAGCUGUCAAUUGUCAUCUGUCUUUUGAUGCUGUAGUGAAAACUGUGCUUCAACUCAGGGACAAACUGCACCAGUUCUCCAGAGAGACUAUAGAAAACAUAUCUGGAACAGUGAAAACCAUCCAGAUCAUAGGUGCUCCUGAAUAUCAGACCAGAAAGGAGUUCCUACGAUAUUCCCGUCUGUUGGCUCUGGAUCUGAACUCAGUCAAUAACUGGCUCUGUCUGUCUGAAGGAAACACAGUGUUGACUUUUGCAAACACAGAUCAGCGUUAUCCUGAUCAUCCAGCCAGAUUUGAUCAUCAGUGGCAGGCGUUGUGUAGAGAGAGUGUGACGGGACGCUGUUACUGGGAGGUGGAGUGGAGCGGUGAUGGGAUAUCAGGAGUGGGUAUAUCAGUGGCAUAUAAGACCAUCAAGAGGAAGGGAAAGAGUAAUGAGAUCAUAGCUGGAUGUAACAAUCAGUCCUGGAGACUGUACUGCACUCCCACUUUCUGCUCAUUCACACACAUUAACAUUGAGACUGUUCUUCCUGUAACCCGUGUGUCCAGUAGAAUAGGAGUGUAUGUGGAUCACAGCUCAGGGAUUUUGUCCUUCUACAGCAUCUCUGACACAAUGAGCCUCAUCCACAGAGUCCAGACCACAUUCACUCAGCCGCUCUAUGCACUAGAUGGAGUCAAGGAAUGCGGGAAGCGUAUGAGAUUGCUAAAGAAAACAGCAAAAAGGUGGCUGAGAGAAACAAAAGGAACCACGAAGGAAAAGUAAGGAGCUCGGUGUUGCACCCAGGAGAUCGUGUUCUGGUGAGGAACCUCACACCUAGAGGAGGGACAGGGAAGCUGCGGAAUCAUUGGGAGGACGCGAUACACACAAUUGUUCGCCGAGUGGGAGAAGA
Molecule: messenger RNA, 1837 nt
Organism: Onychostoma macrolepis
Lineage: Eukaryota; Metazoa; Chordata; Actinopteri; Cypriniformes; Cyprinidae
Product: tripartite motif-containing protein 16-like
Exons: 7
Coding region: 1-1710 (569 amino acids)
Molecular function (GO): protein binding; zinc ion binding
Source: RefSeq, a predicted model, not a curated record